Molecule: messenger RNA, 5735 nt
Organism: Strongylocentrotus purpuratus (purple sea urchin)
Lineage: Eukaryota; Metazoa; Echinodermata; Echinoidea; Camarodonta; Strongylocentrotidae
Product: serine/arginine repetitive matrix protein 1
Exons: 3
Coding region: 379-2304 (641 amino acids)
Source: RefSeq, a predicted model, not a curated record
UCCGGUCGCCCAUAUAUCGAUCCGCAUAGUUUACGAUCUCUAUAGCAACGGUGGUAUUUUCGUUGCGUCUCUUUUUGGAAUUUAUCAAUUUUCUCGUUAUAUUUCAUACUAAAAGACUGAUCUUAUUUGAGAGUGUUUGCUUAGGAAUACAUUAAUGCUCUUUAAAGUGUUUGUUCUUGGUCUUUGACUGUGUGGGAACUGCAAACUGAUGAUCAACGACCAGCAGCAGUGCAGCUAGCACGAUCCGGUCGACAGUCGACGCUAGCUGACGAUUCCGCUGGCCUGGCGGACUAGUCACGGUACACUGCAUGACCUUGCAUGACCACCCGCUUGGCAUAAAGCUGAGCAGCUGAGCAGAGUUAGAUCUGCUACACGGUGAUGGCCAGUUCUGGAUCAGUCAGGUAUCCAGGUGGAUAUCCAGACAGCAUGCGUAGGACAGCUCCUGCUGCUCAUUCUCGCAUACCUGUGGCGCAGGCUCAGAGAGCUGAUGCCAACCGUCAUGUGAGUGCUCCACAUCGUUCAAGGCUCCUUGCCAUGCAGGAUGCCUACCAGAAGAAGCUGAUCAAAGAAAAGGAAGAGAAAAUGUCAGCCAUGUACAACAGGCAGCAAGAUCAGGCUCUUCAGAAAGUGACCCGUCAUGGAAGUAAAGCUGGUACAGAUGGAGGGCAGGGUAUUGUGAGGGAUUUCUUCAGGGAGCGUAAACAAAUGGAACAAUCAAAACAUUCGGCUGAAAUCAUGCCUAGAGAUACACAUUUUCAAAAGAAACUUCUAGAGAGGAAAAGUGAUCUCUCAAGCACAUAUGAUGCAAGCUAUAUUCAAAAUAGACAAGCUCAGAAAAUUUCUGAUCUUCAGGAGCAAAAGCGGCAUGAAGAAAGGAAACAGCAGGAAAUGCUCAAUUAUAAGCAACAGAAUCAAAUGCAACAGCAACCGAAACCUGGCAAAGGUAUGAUGAGAUCAAACCCCCUUGCACCCAUUAAACGUGAUUCUGUAAAGACGAAGGCACAUGGCCCUCCAUCACCCAGCUAUGACCUCUACGAAACAUCGAGCAAUCUAGCAUAUGAUGAUGAAGAAGAUUAUCCAAUGAAACCACUAUCCAAGCCUCAGAAGGUCUCUCAUCGUUCAAAGCAAAGAAUCGAUCAUGAAACUCCUCCACCAAACAAGCUGAACACCACGCAUGAUCUGACACCACAGCCAGCUAAACAAUUGAAUCGCAAGAAGAUUGCUCCUCCUAUCUCAAAGAAUAAACCCCCAAUGAGAGCAAAGAAAGACAAGAAAAAUGAUUUUCAGAAAUGGCAGGAAGAACAGGACUUGGAGAGGCAGGAACGCUUAAACAGAUAUGGUGAGAAAAACAAAACUGAGAAUCUCUCUCAACCAAACAAUGAGUAUACUGUGGACUAUGACAGGGAGCUGGCAAAUGAAAUGGAUUCUGCCAAGACCAGGAGACAGAAUGAGUAUGAUGAUAUGAUGGCUAAGGAACAUGAGCUGGAAGCAAUGAUUGCCAAACACAAGCAAGAUCUUGCCAAAAUGUCAAUGGAUAAUGAUAGUGAUGACGAAAUGGACUCCUUCCCAGUUCAAAAGAACAGGCAACCUGUGAAAAAGCAGUCAAAACCACAGUCUAAACCCUCUCCUCGCUACAAGGAUACAGAUUCAUUUCAUUACCAUGAUGAUGAUGAUGAUUAUGAGAGCAGAGCAGGCGAGUUUAAAUCUAGACAGAGACAAGAGUCCAAACCAAAACCAAAGCCCAAACGCAAAGCACCACCACGGGACCCAGACCCUGAACCAUUCGCUCCACCACCUGCACCCGUUCGUCAUGAUACCACUCUAUAUGAUCAAGCUAUUGAUGAUGAAGGAGAAGCUAUGGAUCUGGAUCUAGUUGCUUGCCCAAUAUGUGGGAGAAGGUUUGCAGCUGACAGACUUUCAAAGCAUAAAUUAAUAUGUAAGAAUACAUCUCGGAAGAAAAGGAAGGUUUUUGACAGUACCAAGCAUCGGACUGAGGGCACAGAACAAGCUCAAUAUGUCAGGAGAGGCCAGCAUCUCAAAAAUGAUCCACCGGUGAAGCCGUCAAACUGGAAACGUAAGCAUCAAGAGUUUGUACGAUCGAUACGAGAUGCUCGUGAGACACAGGCAUACGUUGCUAAGGGGGGCAAGCUAUCUGAUCUCCCUCCACCUCCCCCGUCAGAGAACCCAGACUAUAAACAGUGCCCCUACUGUAAUCGGAAGUUCAAUCCAGCCACAGCUGAAAGGCAUAUUCCUCACUGCAAGAAUACCAAGAAUAGACCCAAGCCACCUCCCCGCAAGAAAUGAUAUGACACUGGGCAAGAGUAAAAGUAAGCUUUUUAGAUACAUUCAUGGGUCCAUCAUUCAUGAUGAAAAGCAAGCCAACCCUUCUCUGUGUCAAUCAUUCGCUAGCAUUUCUAAUCCUAGAGUCGGCCUAUUACAUGUAUUGAUAUAUCUCUUGAUUUUCUUUUAUAUCAUUUGAUUGUUUUUGUAUCAUUUUUCUUACUUUUCAUCAUCUGCUGUUUGAGAAUAUGAUGGUUUCAGCUUUUCAAAAUGAGGAAAAAAAUCAGAUUGUAAUCAUGCUUGGGUUGAAUCAGAACUCAUGCAAGUCUUCCCUUGCAUCUUGUAGAGCCACUGUAGAUGUGCAUACAUGUAAUCACCUUACACCCCCCCCCCUCCCCCAUUGCCAGCUCUGUGUAUUUGAUUAUUGCCUACAUGUUCAUGUGUACCUGUCAAAAGAUUAGGGCAAGCACGCACUACCUUUGCAAGAUUGGGUUACGCAUGACAUAAUCAAUCAUAUUGGAUAAACAAACAAAGAGAGAGACUGUACAUUAAUCUAAUUGGCAGCAAUCAAGAAAUGGCUGUCAAUUAGUGAUAGUGUGCUUUCGGUUGAGCCUGCUGAGAGUGCAGAUAUGAAGCACACCUUAAUGCCUACUAAAUGUACAUGUCGGCAGUUCCUUACAACAAGAUUUGUUCGCAAAUACAAUUUAUAGAAUUGCACAAUUUUCCAAGAGUAUGUCUUGAAAUGAAAUAUAAUUUUAUGACUAUAAAUUAAGGGAGCUGUUCCUCUCUGAAACCCUGUACUUGUAAUAAUAAUAUUCCUGUGAUUCAUAUCAUAUUUAUUACACUUUUUAUAUUUAAUUUAUAUUCCAAAAAUCUUAAUUUAAUAUAAGAAAUGGAAGGUUUCUUUGAAAUUCAUCAUUUAUGCUUUAUGCAGAAUGAUUUGAUAUGAAGAAAUAUUGACAUUUUGAAAAAUACAUGUAGAUGUUUCUUCUUGUGUCAUAUCCAGGUAGGAAUAGCUUUAAAUUGAUUUUAAUUGAGACAUUCCAAUCCUAAAACUAUCUUUUGUGCUUUUGAUAUUGCUUUGGAUUACUUCACUACAGUACAUGCCAAGUGGUAGUUGUUUUCUUAUUGUCUUAUUGUAAUGCUUUUUUUUUCCACCAAAGAAUAUUAUUUCUGUGUUAUAAGAUACAGAAAUGUGAGGCAUGUUACACUUAACAUCAUCAUUAAAAAACGCUGCAGUUUUGCUGAGUCAUAUCAGAAUAAGCCUUUAUAGCUCUCCAUUUUGGAAGAAGUUAUACUUCUACUUUUAGCCAAUUAAGUGUGACAACACAAAACACAAAAGGCCUCAUUAAAAGAAGAAGUUAAGAGGAUACAGUUAAGUGAAAGGGGAGUACUGCAAAUGGAAAAUGUAUUACAUGUAAAUAUGUUAAUAUACAUUGUAAUAUGACAAAAGCAAGGAUGGAUUCAUUCCAGGCUGAUUGCACUAUUGUUCAUGCAAUGAUUGGAUUGUGUGAGCUCAUCAUUAACCAACCAAUCAGUUGCUAUGCUACUCUGAUUAGUCUUGAUUGAUGAUGCCAUGCAAACAUCCCCCACACAGUGCUUUCCUUCCUCCAUUAAACCCUCUUAUCAUUAUUACCAACCAGUCACCCCAAGCACACUCCCUGGUUGUCAUAUCAACCAGUGUAAACAAUCAGUGCUAUGAUACACCUGCUCCAGUAAGUAGCUAUAUAUAAUCUUGAAAGAGGAGGAUUAUGAAAGACUUCUUGUGUCAUGCUUGUCUCCAAGGGAUUUAUGCCUACGCUGGUAGCUCAUGAUCUUUUCCAAUAUUAUUUUGUAUAUAUUCUGAAAGGUCCUGUACUUGACCUAAAUUUGUUUUAGUUUGGAUAAGUGUCUGCAUCUUUUUAUAUAUUUAUGAUUUAGUCAUUUGUUUUUUCAACAUUUAUAUCUUGCUAAUGGUUUUUUUUUUGGUGAUCUUUUUUAUACAUUUUUCUUUGUUUCAACAUACAAAUGUAUGUAUCUCUAAUAUAUUCAUUAUUUCGAACAAUAUUGAAUUGCUUAAAAGAAUAAGCAAAUAUCUGGUAUCAGUGAUGUGGUAAUGUUAUUGUAUACAUUGUUCAUAGAUUUAUGUGCAACAUUGUGUCCCCCAUGUGGUAUAUCUUGAGGAUCUAGAAGGGAGUAUCUUACUGGACCAAUACCUCCCUGUGAUUAUUUUAAGCAAAUCAUAUACUUUGUUGUUUAUUAGUACAGAAUAGAUAUUUAUUACAAAACAUGUGCUUUUACUGGUGUACAAAUAACAAUUUACAUUUUCAUUGUGAUAGAAAAAAUAGGGCAUGUAUAUUUCAACCAGUUCAAACUUGCUUCUAGAUUAUAAGAUGUUGUUGCUCUUUAUAAAUCGAAAUUAUUUUCUCUCUUGCUUUAAUCCCACACCAUCGGAUAUCCAUUUGCACUUGCUGUCUUUUGUCAAAUGAAUACAUGAAUAUACAGUGCAUUUGUAACUUGAGUUGCUUUUGUAUUGUUAACUCUCAAUGAGGCACUGCAGUAUCAAAUUCUUUACAAGUGAAACUUUAGUAAGUGGAGAAGACUCAAUGUCUACAAACAAGUAUGUUAGCCAGGAGAAUGAAAAUGCAUGCAGGAAUGGUAAUUUGUGUCUACCUUGACAGAAUAUGAAGGGCUUAUAAAUCAUUCUCUUUUCUAUUUUUUUAAAGAGGAAUUAGAAUUAUGUUGAAUACAAUUAGAAUUUAACGCAAGUGUGCUUUCAUAUGUAGAUUAUGUAACUAGUCUAGCUCACUUGUUAUCAUAUAUCACUAUAUAUUUCCAAAUAGAAUGUACAUGUCUUCCUGCAUAUGACAUCAUGUAAUUAGUUUGUUAGUGUGCAUUUUUUGAUGUUAGUCAAUAGAAAAGAUUUCAUAUUUUAUUAGUACAGUCUUACAUAUUCUAUGGCAUAUUAGGUCUAUCGUUAUCCAAUUAUUUUUCAUAUAUUUUCAAUGCAGUGCUAUCUGUGAGGUAAAGUAUUUUUUGUAUAUUUCCAUUCCCAGAAUAUGAUAUAUUGUAUACUAAACAAAUGUCAUAGCCAGUUUGUAUAAUUCCUGUGAUUCAGAGUAGGUGGGGGUUUUUCUACUUGAUUUUUCUUUAGACUUUACAUAUUGAUGGAGGCGAAUCAAUUUCUGUUCCGAUCAAAUUGUAAAAUCUACUCUUCGCACAGAGAAAUGAUUUGAAGGUGGAAACACAUAAUAGCUGUUUUCAUGAACAAUGCCAAAUUUAUUACAAGGUUUUCAGGUUUAAUAAUAUAUUGAAACAAACUCUGUAUUUAAGUUCAAUGCACUGUAUUGUGGAAUGCUGUGUAUGUUUCUGAAAUAUGCUGUAUCAUGUGAUAUAUUUUUAUACAGUCUUGCCAAUAGAGUGAUGUGAUGUGUGAGUUAUAUUGAAUAUAUUGCAGGCCAUUUAUCAGACCCUGA